AUGACGGAAGAAGCUUUCAACAUUAAUUUUGAAAUUCCUCAAUUCCUAAUACAUCAUUAUUACAUUUCCGGAUGCAUAUCUGUUUCAAUCAACUCUUUUGUAUUCUAUCUGUUAUUGUUCCACAGAAACAAAAUGGAUUCAUUCAGAUAUUAUUUGAUGGGUUUCCAGCUAGCAUGUUCUUUGGUUGAUAUACAUUUGACAUUUCUAAUGCAACCAAUACCUUUGUUCCCACUUGUCUCUGGAUAUUGUAGAGGAGUUCUUUCGAAACUAUUUAAUGUAACUCCACAUGUUUGUAUGACAAUUCUAGCUUUUCUAGUGGGAGCGCAAGUGAAUUCUUUGAAUUUAUGUUUUCUACGGAAACAUCAAGCAAUCGCAAAAAUUAGCAGCAAACACGUGCUGAAUAAAAGUACACAUAGAGCGAUUGUGUUUUUCUUUCUUACCUACACUCUUACGUAUACGGUACCAUUUUAUUUGGCACAGUAUCCGAGAGAAUAUAAGUUGCAAAUGAUUGACAAGAAAUAUCCCAUGUAUCGACAUCAGUUUGAGAUGCUUCCCAAUUUCGGCUAUUAUGAACUGAACGCCAUGAUUUUAACAUAUGUGAUUAUGAUAAUUGGCGGAUGUAUACAGUCAACUCUGACUGUUUCUUUACUAGCUUUUCAAAUGUAUCGAGCACUUGUUUUUUGUAGUCACAACCUAUCAAAAACAACACUGGAAAAGCACAAAUCGGCUCUGAAAAGUCUUGUCUGUCAGUUUUUGACAACCCCCAUUGCAAUCCUUCCUGCUAUGUUGAUCGUAUCCACUCUUUUUGUUCCGUUCAAAGGAGCACAACUGUUCACACAAUACAUGCUUGCGGUGAUGACAACUCAUUCCACUAUUAACUGUCUUGUUAUGAUCUUCACAAUACCAGAAUUCAGAGCUUUUGUUAUGUUUCGGAGCAAGGAAGGAAAACUUCAACGACAUAGAAAGAGUGUCAGUUUCGUGGUUGCUAAUUCCAACGGAAGCACCCGUCCAUUUCGUAUUUCUAAUAGAAGAUCAGUUUUUUGA
Molecule: messenger RNA, 1044 nt
Organism: Caenorhabditis briggsae
Lineage: Eukaryota; Metazoa; Nematoda; Chromadorea; Rhabditida; Rhabditidae
Exons: 4
Coding region: 1-1044 (347 amino acids)
Source: RefSeq, a predicted model, not a curated record